CGCCGCCGUUCGCCAUCAUCAGGUCAGCAACCCACUUCCCGAAGAAGCGGCGGACCGCGCGUCGAUGCAGUACGAAUACAAGCCCCACGACGCACGACAGUCGCCUUCCAUGAUGCAGGAUCCCACGUCACACCCGCCUACACACUCGUUCCUUUCGACCAACGCGGCGAUGAAUCGCUCACUCCCGUCAAUCCACCUCCCGCCGUUGUCAAGUUUGCGGCCGUCAACCGGGAACAACGUGCACUCGGCAUCACAACAGCAAUCGUCCCCGCCGGCUUCGUACUACGCAGAUAGCUCGACUCCAGUGGCCCGGACGUCUCCGACAUACGGGUUGCCGCCGCGACCGAUAUACCCAUAUACGGCAUCCCCACCGUCACCUAAAACGUACGAGACCGCGGUGCUCAUGAGCUCGGCACUUCAUCCACAUUCAGCGGUACCGAAUGACCUGGCGGCCGUCGCGAGUUCUCCAUCUUCGUCCCCCGACGAGGACGAAAACGCCAUGUCGAGUGAAGUGAAAAAAGUACGUCGCAGGGAACAGAUUGCGCGAAGCGCGCGGCGCCACCGUUCCAAGCAGAAGGAGGAACUCGGAGCACUGCGGCACCAAGUGCUUGUACUUCAAACGGACCUGGAGCGGCUGCGGGCAACGCACAAGUCGGUGCAUCCGAACGGAAACGACUUUACCGAGUGGGAAGAGAAGGCGCUGGCCCAGCGACGAAAGCGCAAAAAGGCGGAAGACGACAACGAGUUUCUGCGCGCCAAGCUCAAAGAGCAAUCGAUCUGCACGGAGCGAGUGCGGGACAUGUGGAUCAAGUCGCCGUUGCUGACGUUUCCCAUGCCUCCCAACGGCACAUACAACGACAGGUCGCAUACCUUCAAUCGACUGACGGGCGACGCCGCCGCGCGCACCGCCACGCUCAACCAGAUCGCCGAAGUCCGCAUGGACUUGGCCUACGAAUUCGUCAUGCGGGAGACGCAUGCGUUCCCGAGCAUCCCCGGGCACUUGGACAUCAAGUUGAACGGCACUGGGCCAGACAUUGACAUCAAGCUCAUUCGCGUGUGUGAAAUCGACGGGUUUGACCACCACCAAGUCGUCGAGGCCCUCGUGCAUUCGGUGCUCAACAUCCAGAAAGAUGCCGAUUCGGCGAAACUAUUUAUGGUGGACUCGUGCACACGGUAUGGGCGCGCGGCGGUUCCGCUCUACAUCGAGCGGGCCAAGUACUUCAUGGAGUCACUAUUUGUGAUCCGCCAUCAAUCGAGCGCCGAGUUGGGCGUUGUGUCGUGGGACUCCAUCGAUGACGACGACUUGUACCCGCUCGAGGCGGAAACGACGAUUCGAAAUGCCGAAGUUGGCAGUGUUCUCCUCAACACGAAUUUUCGACCCGACGGGUCCAAGUACACGAUCCUCCGCAGCGUGUUUCACUCGCACCCACCCGUCCGCAACCUGGCCAAACCCAAGAGCAAAAUCAACGAGGCGUUCUUGAUGCUCUUUUGCCGGCGCGCCGAAGCGUUGGAAAAACAAAUGCGACAAAAACUGUCGGCGCACCUCUACUAAAUUUGCGUGACCUCAUUCAUGGAGUAUCGAUGGAUGGGGACACUUGCUUGAAAAGUGGAAAUCCUGUCGGGGCAUUUCCGUUGUGCCUGGUGCAUUGCUAUCCCACUCGCGCCUCGUGGAGUUCAGCCAAACCUACCACUACCCGAAGGGAGGACGGCGUUGUAGACAACUAGCGAUGUAUUCAUCCAUCAUGUGAUCGUGCCAGGUGUUGUUCACUUCACCGGGUGUGUGAAUUGGAGCAUGCAGAUUGGGCGUACGGAGUCUGCCCCUUUC
Messenger RNA from Aphanomyces invadans, 1825 nucleotides. RefSeq lists its product as hypothetical. Bases 65 to 1552 code for a protein of 495 amino acids. The record is from RefSeq and is a predicted model, not a curated record. NCBI's taxonomy places the organism in Eukaryota, Oomycota, Saprolegniomycetes, Saprolegniales, Verrucalvaceae. The transcript is spliced from 5 exons.